AUGGCAGCGGAACCCAGCACCGCGAGCGACGCACCAAAUGGCGACUAUCAGGCACUAUGGGCGAACAAAUACCGAGGCGCCACAGUAGAAGACCUCGAUCCCCCGCCCGCCCUCUCCGUCAAGCCUACCGACCCAAUCUCAUGGGCACUCAUGUCCGGCCUUGAGCGCGACUACACACACCUCACUGUCAUUGCCGAGACAAAUCGCGCAUUGCUUGGAUACAUUAGCAUCCCGCAUCUCCAGCAACUUCUCAAAGAAGGCAAAGUCAAGGACAGCGACCCUGUUGAGGAGGCCAUGCACAAGUUCCAGCGCCGCGGCAGGAGGUAUAAGGUCAUCACGACAGAGACACCACUCGAAGAGCUUGAAGAGUUCUUCAAUGGUGGGGUAGACGGCAGCGGAAAGCAGGAGUUUGCGGUGGUGACAGAUGCAAGCAGGAAGUUUGUACUCGGGGUGGCCACAAGGGCGGACCUGGAGAACUUUGCGAAGAGGAGGGCAUAA
Messenger RNA from Bipolaris oryzae ATCC 44560, 498 nucleotides. RefSeq lists its product as uncharacterized. The transcript has 2 exons. The coding region runs from base 1 to 498 and encodes 165 amino acids. NCBI's taxonomy places the organism in Eukaryota, Fungi, Ascomycota, Dothideomycetes, Pleosporales, Pleosporaceae. The record is from RefSeq and is a predicted model, not a curated record.